UUUCCCGGUCUCUGUGGUAGGUUGUCUUCCUGUUGGGUGGAAGAUGUCGGAACAUACCUUGGCAGAGCCCAGGGACGGAAGUGAAGAGCAGGUGUCUGGCGCUAAAGUCAUCGCCCAGGCCCUGAAAACGCAAGGUGUGGAGUACAUGUUUGGCAUCGUAGGCAUCCCUGUAACCGAAAUCGCCGUUGCUGCCCAGGACGUGGGCAUCAGGUACAUCGGGAUGAGGAAUGAACAAGCGGCUUCUUAUGCUGCCUCCGCCAUUGGAUAUCUGACAGGCAGGCCAGGCGUAUGCCUUGUUGUUUCUGGGCCAGGUCUUAUCCACGCUUUGGGCGGUAUGGCAAAUGCAAACAUGAACUGUUGGCCCUUGCUUGUGAUUGCUGGUUCCUCUGAAAGAAAUCAGGAAACAAUGGGAGCUUUUCAGGAGUUUCCUCAGGUUGAAGCUUGUAGAUUAUAUAGCAAGUUCUCUGCCAGGCCAAGCAGCAUAGAAGCUAUUCCUUCUGUUAUUGAAAAGGCAGUGAGAAGCAGUAUCUAUGGCCGUCCAGGUGCUUGCUAUGUUGACAUACCUGCAGAUUUUGUGAACUUCCUGGUGAAUGUAAAUUCUAUUAAGUAUACAGAGUGCUGCAUGUCACCUCCUGUUAACAUGGCAGAAACCUCUGCUGUAUGUGAGGCAGCAUCUUUUAUUAGGAAUGCCAAACAGCCUCUUCUUAUCAUUGGGAAAGGUGCUGCAUAUGCUCAUGCAGAAGAGAAUAUCAGGAAAUUGGUGGAUCAGUGUAAAUUGCCGUUUUUGCCCACCCCUAUGGGGAAGGGUGUGGUCCCUGACAACCAUCCAAACUGUGUAGGUGCAGCCAGAUCCAGGGCUUUGCAGUUUGCUGAUGUAAUUGUGUUAUUUGGUGCCAGACUAAAUUGGAUUUUACAUUUUGGACUGCCCCCAAGAUAUCGGCCAGAUGUGAAGUUUAUCCAGGUUGAUAUCUGUGCAGAAGAAUUGGGGAAUAAUGUAAGGCCUGCUGUGACUUUACUAGGAGACAUAAAUGCUGUUUCUAAACAGCUUUUGGAAGAAUUUUACAAAACACCAUGGCAGUAUCCUCCAGAGAGCAAGUGGUGGAAAACUCUGAGGGAAAAAAUGAAGAGCAAUGAAGCUGCAUCUAAGGAAUUAGCUUCCCAAAACUCCCUGCCUAUGAAUUAUUAUACAGUAUUCUACCACAUUCAAGAACAACUACCCCAAGACUGUUUUAUUAUAAGUGAAGGAGCAAAUACAAUGGACAUUGGACGCACUGUGCUACAAAACUACCUUCCUCGUCACAGGCUUGAUGCUGGUACUUUUGGAACAAUGGGAGUUGGUUUGGGAUUUGCUGUUGCAGCUGCUGUAGUAGCUAAAGAUAGAAGCCCUGGGCAGCGGGUCAUCUGUGUGGAAGGAGACAGUGCAUUUGGGUUUUCUGGCAUGGAGGUGGAAACCAUCUGCAGGUACAACUUGCCAAUCAUACUUUUGGUGGUGAAUAAUAAUGGAAUUUACCAAGGUUUUGAUACAGAUACUUGGAAAGAAAUGUUAAAAUCUCAAGAUGCUACUACAGUGGCUCCUCCAAUGUGUCUUUUGCCAAACUCCCAUUAUGAGCAGGUCAUGACUGCAUUUGGAGGCAAAGGGUAUUUUGUACAAACACCAGAAGAACUCCAAAAAUCCCUGAGGCAGACCCUGGCAGACACAACUAAACCCUCUCUUAUCAACAUCAUGAUUGAGCCACAAGCCACACGGAAGAGCCAGGAUUUUCACUGGCUGACUCGCUCUAACAUAUAAAUAAAGAUUCCAAUCAGAUGGACUCUUGAGUUUUCUCUUUCUUGCAAGAUGAAAUUUUAUUUUCCACAGCAAGCUUACGAUAAUGUUAAAAUUGUGCAAGAAAAAUAAAAUUUUAUUUUAAAAUGA
Messenger RNA from Nycticebus coucang (slow loris), 1915 nucleotides. RefSeq names its product 2-hydroxyacyl-CoA lyase 1 (gene HACL1). The coding region runs from base 44 to 1789 and encodes 581 amino acids. The record is from RefSeq and is a predicted model, not a curated record. The transcript has 17 exons. NCBI's taxonomy places the organism in Eukaryota, Metazoa, Chordata, Mammalia, Primates, Lorisidae. Gene Ontology annotation, cellular component: peroxisome. Gene Ontology annotation, molecular function: catalytic activity; magnesium ion binding; thiamine pyrophosphate binding. Gene Ontology annotation, biological process: fatty acid alpha-oxidation.